Klebsormidium nitens is the source of this 1526-nucleotide messenger RNA. The record is from the annotation of a GenBank genome assembly. NCBI's taxonomy places the organism in Eukaryota, Viridiplantae, Streptophyta, Klebsormidiophyceae, Klebsormidiales, Klebsormidiaceae.
CAGCUGUCUUCCGAGUUUCAGGGCUUGGACAACCUCUUUCCACCUUUCCCUUUAAAGAGCAACAUUUCUGGUUGCGGCGCCAAGCAGAGCAAGCGGAAAGGUCUCCUGGAGGCAGCUUCGACUCUCCUCUUCUCGUUCAUUCAACCUUAGUGGGACCCUUAGUGUGAAAAGAGGCGUGAAAGCUGGCGGACGAUGAACGCCUCAGCGAUCGACCCAGGCCGCGUCCUAGGCUACAAAUUUGAGGAGAGCAGCUUUGAUUACUCAAUAAGGGACGUCAUUCUGUAUGCACUGGGAAUUGGGGCUGCAGCGUUAGAUCAGACAAACCCUGCCGAGCUUGCGUUUGUCUACGAAGGGGAGUCUGGGAGAAAUUUACAGGUGCUUCCAACCUUUGGCGUCCUCUUCCCGUCUUCACUGGUCUCAGAGCUUCUGAAGGUACCAGGCUUGCAGUUUGAUCCCAAGCUUCUUCUGCAUGGCGAGCAGUACCUAGAGGUUCUACGACCCCUUUCGUCAGAAGGCCAGAUCAAGAACACGAGUUCCGUGACGGGCCUACAUGACAAAGGCAAGGCGGCGAUGAUUGAGGUAGAGACCAGGAGUUGCGACGCCCAAACCGGGCAACUUGUCUGCAUUAACAGAUCUACCUGUGUUUUGCGGGGUGCUGGCGGCUUCAGCUCGCAUACCACAAGCCCUUCAACAUCUGGGCGUGACAGCAGCACCUCCGCAAAACCCGCUAGGAGUUCCGCUGCUUCAAAGAGCGGCAGAAAGCCAGACUUGAGCCGCACACCAGACUUUGUGCAUGAGGAACGGACUGCGCCUGACCAGGCGCUUGUGUACCGCCUCUCCGGGGAUCACAACCCCUUGCACGCCGACCCCGCGUUUGCGAAGGCUGCAGGCUUUCCCCGCCCCAUUCUCCACGGCUUGUGCUCCCUGGGCUUCGCCGUCAGGGCCGUCCUGAAGAAGUGCUGCGGAGACGACGUGUCCCUCUUCAAGAGCGUCCAAGCACGCUUUCUUUUACACGUGUUUCCUGGGGAGACGCUUGUGACAGAAAUCUGGCAGACCCCGGGCUCUACUAGUUUGACAUUCAGAACGUCUGUCAAAGAGAGGCAGAAGCCGGUGCUUUCGGGAACAAUCCGCCUGAAUCUGGCGCAUUCUCGCAUCUGACAAUUGGAAGAACUCAGUACAGUGUCGUAGUUGGUUGUGGCCUUUCACUGGUCUGUACACUAAAUGUUGCGUAAUUGGUGCGACUACCUACUUUGGCAUGGUUGAGACGCGCAUCAACCCUGAGCUACCGACACCAAGCCCUGAUCCGGACCGUUAUACAGCUUCUUCACAAGCAGGACUCAGCUCAUGGUCCAAACUGUCAGGGAGGACUCCAAUAACGCCGAGUAGUAAACUUAGAACAAGCUCGAUCACGGAAUAACCAGUGCUUUGGAGGUUACAAGCAUAGCAGUCCAUUGAACGAUGAACUCUCCAAGUAUUGUUAUUCGCCGUUGACGUUAUUCUUGUCGCACGCGGUCGAUUGUCAUGAA